CUUGCAGGACCUGAGGGAAUGGAGUUUUAUUACGCCCUGACUACGUUGGUCGGCCUGUCUCUGCUGGCGCAGCUGGUCUUCGCCGUUCUUAUUUUUGUCAUAUGGGUUCGAGAGAGUGACCAAAACCAGAGGCAGGAGUACUUCCUUGUGAGAACAGCUCAUUUCAAUAAUUUAUAUUAAUUUUAUUAAUUAUAAUAAAGAAUAUGAUACAUUACCAAAAACAGCCCACUGGUCACCAAUAAGCAGAAGCUCCACUAAAGCCCUUGAGUGUUUAUCUUCAGAUGUCGGAGACCAGUGCCUGCAGAAGUGCUGAAGAAAAAGCAAAGACGGUGACCUUGAAGAGAGACGAAGAGUUCUUGGCCCAGAGGUCGACUAACCGGUUAAAUUACCUGACGACGGUUCUCGUGUUCUCUAUAACGGUGAUCAACAUGUUCAUAACAGGAUUUGGAAUCAAGCUAGACCCGUCCUUCAAACCAACUGUAAACAGUUCUUGA
Lymnaea stagnalis (great pond snail) is the source of this 494-nucleotide messenger RNA. Lineage: Eukaryota; Metazoa; Mollusca; Gastropoda; Lymnaeidae. The record is from the annotation of a GenBank genome assembly.